Cottoperca gobio is the source of this 4096-nucleotide messenger RNA. It is a transcript of the gene trak1b, whose product is annotated as trafficking protein, kinesin binding 1b. The record is from RefSeq and is a predicted model, not a curated record. Gene Ontology annotation, biological process: endosome to lysosome transport; anterograde axonal transport of mitochondrion; protein targeting. Lineage: Eukaryota; Metazoa; Chordata; Actinopteri; Perciformes; Bovichtidae. The coding region runs from base 378 to 2921 and encodes 847 amino acids. Gene Ontology annotation, cellular component: cytoplasmic vesicle; mitochondrion; dendrite. The transcript is spliced from 18 exons. Gene Ontology annotation, molecular function: myosin binding; GABA receptor binding.
CCUCCCUGCACCCGGCCCCGGACCUGGACCCGGACCCGGACCCAGAUCCCGACCGGCGGCACCCCCACGAGGAGCAGUAUGUGAGCGUGGGGGAGUCCAGCCAGCUCGACGCGCGCCCGGCGCCUCCCGACUGCAGAGACGCCGAGACCAUCACAGAUGUGUGCAACAGCACCGACCUGCCGGAGUUUGAGAUCAUCAGUCUUCUGGAGGAGCAGUUGCCGGUGUACCGUCUGCGGGCCGACACCGUCUACGGCUACGACCACGAUGACUGGCUGCACACUCCCCUCGUCGCACCGGACGCCAGGAUCGACCUGACCACCGAGCAGAUCGAAGAGACGCUCAAAUACUUCUUGCUAUGUGCAGACAGAGUGGGCCAGAUGACGAAGACCUACAAUGACAUCGAUGCUGUCACACGUCUGCUGGAGGAGAAAGAGAGAGAUUUGGAGUUGGCUGCAAGAAUCGGCCAGUCGCUUCUUAAGAAGAACAGAAAUCUGACGGAGCAGAAUGACUAUCUGGAGGAGCGAGUGGGACAAAUCGCAGAAGAGGUGGCCCAGCUGCACCAUGAGAUGAACCUGAAGGAUGAGCUGCUGCAGUUUUACACCAAUGCAGUCGAGGAGAGCGAGGACGAGUCCAGCAGCUCCCCAACAGGUAAAAGGAGUAAAGUGGAAACGGCUACAGGAGGCAUACUCCAGAGGAAACUCAAAGAGCUGGAAGACGAGAACCUCUCACUCCGCUCAGAGGCACACCAUCUGAAAUCGGAAACUGAAAUUUAUGAAGAAAAGGAGCAGCAGCUUGUCAACGACUGUGUGAAAGAGCUCCGGAUGUCCAGCCUCCAAAUCUCUACCAUAGCGGAGGAACUGGCUCGUAAGACGGAGGAUGCUUCCCGCCAGCAAGAAGAGAUCACACACCUCCUCUCUCAGAUAGUAGACCUGCAAAAGAAAGCCAAAUCUUUUGCGGUGGAGAACGAGGAACUUUCUCAGCACCUGGUGGCAGCUAAAGAUGCCCAAAGGCAGCUUACAGCUGAGCUCCAGGAGUUGGAGGAGAAGUACUUAGAGUGUAUCGAGAUGCUGCAUGAAGCCCAGGAGGAGCUGAAGAACCUGAGGAACAGAAACUUCCCCGCAGGAACUCCUCGGCGCUGCCAUCCUCUCGGACUGUACCCGAUGGACUCUCUGGCAGCGGAGAUCGAGGGAACAAUGAGGAAGGAGCUGAGUCUGGAGGACCCCGAGUGCGAGGAACUGAAAAUCCAUCGGAGGCGCGUGUUUGAGACGGUGAAGAACGUGAACCAGACGGUCCGUCAGCGCUCUCUGACUCCAACCAGCGCCAACAUCCCGGGCUCCAACCAGUCUCUGUCAGCGCGGACGUCGCCCCAGUCCAGCGGCCUCUCCACACCUUACUCCAGCAUGUACGGAGGGGACUUCAGCGGAGACGGUGUUGCCCUUGACAACAGAACGCAGAGCAUCCUGAUGGAGACGGCAGCCAAUCAGGAGAGCAGAGAGGGUCGAGAGAAGAAGGCCGGCGGACCUGAGGACCUGCAGCUCGCUCUGCGCCGCCUGUCUCUGCGUCGACAAAACAACCUGAGCGAGAGGCGCUUCUUUGAAGAGGAGAGGGUGCGGAGACGGGGCGGACAUGACAGUCUACAUGAUGCCCUGGGCAUAGAGAGUCCGUUGACUCCCUCAGAAAGCAUCAUGUCCCUUGGAAACCUCCACCUUUGGGCCUCACGAGGGCCUUACCUCCCUGACAAACUCCAGAUCGUCAAACCGCUUGAAGGCUCUGCCACCCUGCAUCACUGGCAGCAGUUAGCUCAGCCUCACCUCGGCGUCAUUCUGGACGCCCGGCCGGGAGUCGUGCCGAAGGGAUACAGACCGCUUGAACUAGAGCUGGAGCAGGCAUAUCCGUGGGGCGGCUUUGAGGAGGAUGAACCAGGAGAGCAAUACUUCCAGAAUCUGCCCACCUCCUCCGCCUCUUCCUCACCAGCCGUGCCCCCCAUCUCCAUCACAGCCGACACCAACCUCGUGCAGCCUCCCCCCGUUCUCGCUCCACCUUCUCCACCCUCUCCAUCCCCAUCGCCACAUCUCAGCAACACCGACUUCCUGGCUGCAUACUACCCUGGUAAAUCCAUGGCCCACACAAGCUCGACCUACACCUUCACAACCUGUCGGAUCCUCCACCCGACCGAUGAGCUGACGCGCGUCACACCGAGUCUAAACUCAGCCCCAGCGUCGUCCUCCUGCGUGAUGACCAGCACUCUGUUGGGUUCUCCUGCUGUUACACCCUGCACGCCGCGCAGGCUCAGUCUCAGGCCGUCUGAAUCCUCAACUAACCUCAGAGAUGCAACACGCACUACCAGCACCUCCCUCGGGUUAGUGCGGCUUCUCCAGGAGAGAGGCAUCUCAGCAGCGAUGUAUCACCAGAGCCAGGGCCAGGAGUACGGUCAGGGCAACGGAGGAGUCUUAUUCAGCACCUCCAUCACCCCUAACCGAGAGCCCAGCCCCGACCCCCUUCGCGCCUCUACCCCUCCCAACUCGCCCACAGGACAGAGAGCUUCAUCUGUGCCAACAUCCGCGGGCUUCGACUUCAAGAGCCCGUCCUACGACAACUUCCUGACCUCCAAACCGGCCCGCUCCAUUCUGAAGGAGGUGACGGGGAGGAUGAGGGGCAGGCAGAGAGGGAAGGAUUGCGAAAGCCAGACGGACGUUAGCGUGACCGUCCACAACCUCAACCUGCUGGACAAGGUGAAGCGGUUGGGUGUGGCCGGAGCUCAAGGCGGCAGAGCAAUGAGUCCCGGCCCCAUCCUGGGGCCUCUGGGUGGGCUACGCAGAUCCGGCUCCCCUUUUGGACCCGAUGGAAUGAGGAGGAACCGGAGUUAUCCAGCUAUGGUUGGAGCCAGCAUGGCCAUGAAAGCCCCGGGGCCCCAGGAGUAGUCUGGACUGCUGCAGUGGAGCCAAGCAGGAGUCGUGCAGGGCCGAGGGCUGACUGUUGAGCAGCCACCCGGAGCCCAAACACAACAACAGACAGCAACAUGGCACUACCAUCACGUUUCUAAUCUCUGCUGUGGUUCCACACGGACACUAUCCACUCUUUCAUGCUUAUAUUUAAAAAAUAUAUAAAUGAUAAACUAUUCUGGUGUGCACCCUUUCAAAAUAUCUGAGCGUAUAAAACCAACUUCAUUUAAAUACAUUUGAACUAAUUGGAUAAAGUGGCCCCUUUAAAGCAGAAGAUCUCCAUAGUUAUUGAGAUAUCUCCCACUGCUGUCACUUCCCUGCUUUGGAGACUGACUCUGCUGGCUAGAUGUAGUCCUCCCACUCGCCUUUUCUGAAACACAUCCACAAAUCCCCACACACGUCCAGACAGACACAGGUUCACUCUGUUAAAUCUGCCAUCGCACUAGUUGGCUCUUUGUAGUCUCUGUCGCACUAAACCAUGCCUUCAUUCUUCUCCCUUGUUAAGAUCCACCUUUUUAUAAACGAUAAACCUUUCCACCAAAUACAGAAAGAUAUGUCACCUUUACCAUCACUCUAUCCCCUCCGUCUUACCCUUACCAAAAACCCUUGAAGUCACUUUCAGCAAAUCAUUAAAUAGAUUUUAUGUCGGUAUUAAAGAUACUUUGCUUUAGUUGCUAAUUGGCCAUUAGACGGGGGAGUUGAUGGUGCUUCCACGGGACGGCACGGGUCGAUGCGCUGAAGCCGCAGCUCACAAAGAGGAGGAAGAGAGAGGGAAGUGGCUAAUCAGCCGUCGUGGGAAGCUUUCGGACAAAUGAAGCAAUAUAGUGCCUCGACCAUCUAUUGUUCAUUAUUUAUGUUCUUCAUGUGUUGGGUGUGAAAGAGACGUUGUUGCACUUGUGUUUAUUUAUUUUUAAAAAUAUCUUAUGAAUAUAACCUAUUUUUAUUUAAUUUUCUUUGCGUGUCACAUGUGCUCACUGUAAAUACAUUGUCCGUAAUGACACAUCCAUAAAAGGAAUUGUUACGUGUGUGUGUGUGUGUGUGUGUGUGUGUGUGUGUGUGUGUGUGUAGUGCAUAAACAUGAACCACACAUUAUUCUAUAAGUAUUCGGGUGAGCAUGUAAUCAGGGUUUUGUUGAAAAAAAUAAAAAUUCAGUA